Molecule: messenger RNA, 1357 nt
Organism: Diceros bicornis minor
Lineage: Eukaryota; Metazoa; Chordata; Mammalia; Perissodactyla; Rhinocerotidae
Gene: CDKN1B
Product: cyclin dependent kinase inhibitor 1B
Exons: 3
Coding region: 468-1064 (198 amino acids)
Biological process (GO): G1/S transition of mitotic cell cycle; regulation of cell cycle; negative regulation of cell population proliferation
Cellular component (GO): cytoplasm; nucleus
Molecular function (GO): protein-folding chaperone binding; cyclin-dependent protein serine/threonine kinase inhibitor activity
Source: RefSeq, a predicted model, not a curated record
UUCUUCGUCAGCCUCCCUUCAACCGCCAUAUUGGGCAACUAAAAAAAGGGGGCUCGUCUUUUCGGGGUGUUUUUCUCCCCCUCCCUGCUCCCCACGUUCUCGCCGCUCCACGACUCGGACGCCGGCAAGGUUUGGACAGGCGCUCGGGGCGCGGGACCCGCGGGCUUGCAGCGGCCCGGACCCGGACUGGCUCUGCCGCCCCCUCCGCGCCGCUGCGCUCCCCGCCCUCCCGCUCGCCCGUCCGCUUGAGCGGCGGCCGCUCGCGGCUGCCUGGCCGGGGCUCCCCCUCGCCCCCUCCCCCAGCCCGGCGCGCUCCUGACGCUCGGGCGCUCUCUCGGGGGUGUUUGUUGCUCUCCGCUCCGAGGGCAGUCGCGGGGCUCGUAAGAGGGGUCCGGGCCGGGUCGGGGCGUCUUGUUUUGUUCGGUUGUGUUUCCCGAGAGCGGCGGGCGUCAAGACCCGGGAGGAAGAUGUCAAACGUGCGAGUGUCUAACGGGAGCCCGAGCCUGGAGCGGAUGGACGCCCGACAGGCGGAGUACCCCAAGCCGUCCGCCUGCAGAAACCUCUUCGGCCCGGUGAAUCACGAGGAGUUGACCCGGGACUUGGAGAAGCACUGCCGAGACAUGGAAGAGGCCAGCCAGCGCAAGUGGAAUUUUGAUUUCCAGAAUCACAAGCCCCUGGAGGGCAAAUACGAGUGGCAGGAGGUGGAAAAGGGUAGCUUGCCCGAGUUCUACUACAGACCCCCGCGGCCACCCAAAGGCGCCUGCAAGGUGCCGGCGCAGGAGAGCCAGGAUGUCAGCGCGAACCGCCAGGCGGUGCCUUUAAUCGGGUCUCAGGCAAACUCAGAGGACACGCAUUUGGUAGACCCAAAGACUGACGCGUCCGACAGCCCGACGGGCUUAGCGGAGCCGUGCACUGGGAUCAGGAAGCGGCCUGCCGCCGACGAUUCCUCUCCUCAAAACAAAAGAGCCAACAGAACAGAAGAAAAUGUUUCAGACGGUUCCCCGAACGCGGGCUCAGUGGAGCAGACGCCCAAGAAGCCGGGCCUCAGAAGACGUCAAACGUAAACUGCUCGAAUUGAGUAUGUUUCCUUGUUUAUCAGAUACUUCACUGCUUGAUGAAGCAAGGAAGAUAUAAAUUGAAAAAUUUAAAUACAUAUCGCUGACUGAAUGGACAUCUUAUAUAAGCACUGAAAAGCAACAACACAAUAACACUAAAAGUUUAGGCACUCUUAAAUGAUCUGCCUCUAAAAGCAUUGGAUGUAGCAUUGUGCAAUUAGGUUUUUCCUUAUUUGCUUCAUUGUACUACCUGUGUAUAUAGUUUUUACCUUUUAUGUAGCACAUAAACUUUGGGGAAGGGA